Melanotaenia boesemani (Boeseman's rainbowfish) is the source of this 1605-nucleotide messenger RNA. RefSeq names its product ADP-ribosylation factor-like protein 14. Gene Ontology annotation, molecular function: GTPase activity; GTP binding. The record is from RefSeq and is a predicted model, not a curated record. The transcript is spliced from 2 exons. The coding region runs from base 142 to 765 and encodes 207 amino acids. Gene Ontology annotation, biological process: intracellular protein transport; vesicle-mediated transport. Gene Ontology annotation, cellular component: cytoplasm. NCBI's taxonomy places the organism in Eukaryota, Metazoa, Chordata, Actinopteri, Atheriniformes, Melanotaeniidae.
GGAGGGAGGACAGACUUGUUCCUCUUUAAGAGACCAGACACCUAAAGUCCCCACAAAGAUAGCCACUGUACGGACAGCUUAGUUCAUAGGGAGACACAAGAAACUCAUACUUUUCUAGAUACAGACUCUCGCACUGCAUACAUGGGUAUCCAUGGAGCCAAGCCUCAGAAACAAGCGCAGGUCCUGAUGCUGGGCCUGGAUGGCUCAGGAAAGUCCACCCUGCUCUACAAACUCAAGUACAACGAGAGCGUGAAGACCGUGCCGACUGUGGGAUUUAACGUGGAGACGCUGGAAACAGACAGAAGAAGCCCAGGACUGACGGUGUGGGAUGUUGGAGGUCAGAAGAAGAUGAGGCCCAACUGGAAGUAUCUUUAUCCUGACACGGCUGGACUGGUGUUUGUGGUAGACAGCUGGGAUGAGAGGCGACUGGACGAGGCCCGCAACGAACUGCAUCGGGUCCUGAGAAACAAGAGUCUCACAGUCAUUCCUCUUGUGAUUCUGGCCAACAAACAGGACCUUCCACAUGCUUUAAGCCCACAGACACUCUGCCUGAAACUAGACUUGCAAAGAGUAUGUGAUGGCAGGGCUUGGUUCAUCCAGCCAUGUUCAGCCACCACAGGGAUGGGACUAGAAGAAGGUUUCAGGAGAAUGCUUUACCUGAUGAAGACUCCAUUGAGACAGACUAAAGAGGACCUUAAAGUUAAAAUGAAGUCAAAAGGCUUCAGCUUCACCACAGCAAAAAAAAUAUUGCUCUGUGGGAGCUGAAGGAUCAUUUUUUUUAUUUUAUCUUUGCCAUAUUUAUGAGUUAUCCAUGCCUUUGUGUGCAGUUCAUCAGCAGAUUCUAACUAAAGCAUAUCUGAAGUCAAAAGAUGAUACAAACACAACAAUUACGAGUUGAUGUGUGUGGUACAACUUCUCAGGAAUCAUGGAGGGAGCAGUGUGUCUUUGGCUGGUGAUAAAAAAAACCACAAUGAUUUUGAGAAAACAAUCACAAGCUGUCAUAAGCAGCCUCCAUGUUUGACAUCAUUCAAAUAUUUUUCAGACUGUACAUAUAAACUGAUAAAUAAUUUUUAUUUAAACAUUCCCAUGGCUAAUUGAAUGUUUUCUAAUUUUCAUUACCAGCAAUAAUGCAAGACAAUGUAUAAGCUGUAUAUUCAUUUGAAACAGGACUGACAGAAUGUACUGAUAUGUUAAAUUGGAAAGACUAUCUCCAUAAACCUAAAUAUUUUCAACCUCCUAAAGCCUGUAGAUUGAUUCUGUAUGGAUUAUUGAUUUCUCCUGGCUAUUUGGAAUGUAUAGAAAGGGAUUGUCUUUGAAAAGAAAAUGGUUUCUGAGGAAAAUAUUUCCAAGCAUGGAUCAUUAGUUUAUUUGAAUGAGUCACAUGAAUUAAUUCCUCCACUGUAUGGUUUUAAUGUACCUGGGUAAAUUUCCCAAUUUGUCAACUGCUGUCAAACUUUGCAUAUGUGCAUCUGCUGAUGUUGCUGAUCUUGUAUUGUUUUGUCUGUUGCACUGAAAUAAAACGAUGUGGAGUUGAAUAAGGUGGAAUAAAUAAACACCAAAAGGGGUAUUUACUCUUUACCUGUAUAACAGCUGCAAUAAAAAAAA